Messenger RNA from Caenorhabditis elegans, 345 nucleotides. RefSeq names its product G_PROTEIN_RECEP_F1_2 domain-containing protein (gene T10D4.14). NCBI's taxonomy places the organism in Eukaryota, Metazoa, Nematoda, Chromadorea, Rhabditida, Rhabditidae. The transcript has 4 exons. Bases 1 to 345 code for a protein of 114 amino acids. The record is from RefSeq and is marked reviewed.
AUGUAUAAUGCGUUAACUGCGGUUCAAAGUCAAUUGUCCAAGAGUGCCAUGAGUAGGCAUAAGAUUGCUCUGAGAAGCCUGAUAAUGCAGUUCAUGACUACCCCUGUCUCGUUUAUCCCAGCAUUCAUGCUAUUCGUCGUGACAAACUUUCCAACCAGAUACUCACAAGAGAUUUCCCGGUACUCAAUGAUGAUAGCAACUACACACUCCACGUUGAACUCAUUGGUAGUCAUCACAACGUAUCCAGAGUUUAGAAAGAUCUUCUGGAAACGGAAUAAUGUUAUACAAAGCUCUUUUCUGAUAUCAUCCACGAGGCCGUCUGGUUCGAAUCGGAACAUUGUCUAA